Messenger RNA from Tachyglossus aculeatus (Australian echidna), 6416 nucleotides. RefSeq names its product bromodomain containing 3 (gene BRD3). Gene Ontology annotation, biological process: regulation of DNA-templated transcription; chromatin remodeling. The record is from RefSeq and is a predicted model, not a curated record. Bases 717 to 2891 code for a protein of 724 amino acids. Gene Ontology annotation, cellular component: nucleus; chromatin. NCBI's taxonomy places the organism in Eukaryota, Metazoa, Chordata, Mammalia, Monotremata, Tachyglossidae. The transcript has 14 exons.
CGGCUCACUGGAAAUCGGAAGGGGCAACUGAGACUGGGAAGUCCAAGGCGUCUCCUCCACCCCUUUCACCUCCGAGAGGAGGAAUUCUAAAAACACACGCUUCUCGUGGGUGAAGUCACAGAGGCCAUCGGGGAACUUCGGGCAUCGUGGGAACAGCCGUGGGAACAGGGCUUCCCCGGUAAAUGCAUAAGCCGAACGAACUUUUCCUGUGAGCGCCCUCCAGUCGUACCCUUACAGAUGGUGGAGGCGGGCAGGGGGUGAGUAAAAUGGAGAGAAGGAGGGAGGAAGCGAGCAGAGUGCCUACAGGACGAACCAAAGGUGCACCGGCGUCUCCUAUAUAAUAAUUACGCCUACCUUGUCUCUGCGUUCUACGUCGUCUUGCCGGGAGCCAAAUGUAACAUUGUGAAGGCAGUUCUCCGUGGAGUUGACUGGUGACGGCAGCUGAGUGGGUGGAGGAGGAGAGAGUUUGUUUACCCUCCCUUCUGGUCCUGCCGCUUCCCUCCUGCCCUGCCGCAAGAGAUUGACUCACUGUACGAACAGGGGAAGCUGCAACUUAUCCCCCGGAGCAGUGUGUAUCUGAGCCAACAUCCCCUGGAAAGGUGGCAUGGUUGGGCCCUGGAAAUGGGAUGUCAAUCCUAUUCAGGGAGCAUAAAGCAAGUAAAAGAAUCUCCUAGCUGCUGCUGCAACGACAGUGAGUGAGCUCUAGACUUGAGAAAAUGUCAACAGUAACAUCUGCCAUCCAGGCUCCCCAAGGCCCCGUGAAUCCACCCCCGCCUGAAGUCACCAAUCCCAACAAGCCUGGGAGGAAGACCAACCAGCUGCAGUACAUGCAGAAUGUUGUGGUGAAGACUUUGUGGAAGCACCAGUUUGCCUGGCCCUUCUAUCAACCCGUAGAUGCAAUUAAAUUGAAUUUACCAGAUUAUCAUAAAAUAAUAAAAAACCCAAUGGAUAUGGGAACUAUUAAGAAGCGACUGGAAAACAAUUAUUAUUGGAGUGCGAGCGAAUGUAUGCAGGAUUUCAACACAAUGUUUACAAAUUGUUAUAUUUAUAACAAGCCCACAGAUGAUAUAGUCCUGAUGGCCCAGGCCUUAGAGAAAAUUUUUCUUCAGAAGGUAGCCCAGAUGCCCCAAGAGGAAGUGGAAUUAUUACCACCAGCUCCUAAGGGCAAAGGGCGAAAGCCAGCAGCAGGAACACAGAGUGCAGGAACGCAGCAAGCGGCAGCCGUGUCCUCAGUAACCCCGCCGACUCCCUUUCAGAAUGUCCCUCCCGCUGUGUCCCAGACGCCAGUGAUCGCUGCCACCCCUGUGCCAACCAUAACGGCAAAUGUCACGACUGUCCCAGCCCCUCCUGCUGCAGCUCCCCCUCCCCCCGCCACUCCCAUUAUGCCAGUGGUUCCCCCGACCCCACCUGUCGUCAAGAAAAAGGGAGUGAAGCGAAAAGCAGACACCACCACGCCGACGACCUCGGCGAUCACUGCCAGCCGGAGCGAGUCGCCCACGCCCCUGUCGGACCCCAAACAGGCCAAGGUGGUCGCCCGGAGAGAAAGCGGGGGCCGGCCCAUCAAACCACCAAAGAAAGAUCUCGAGGAUGGGGAGGUGCCCCAGCAUGCGGGGAAGAAGGGCAAACUCUCCGAGCACCUCAAGUACUGUGACAGCAUCCUCAAAGAGAUGCUCUCCAAGAAGCACGCCGCCUACGCCUGGCCCUUCUACAAGCCCGUCGACGCGGAGGCUCUGGAACUCCAUGACUAUCACGACAUUAUCAAACACCCCAUGGAUCUCAGUACUGUUAAAAAGAAAAUGGACAGCCGGGAAUACCAGGACGCACAAGGUUUCGCAGCAGAUAUUCGGUUAAUGUUCUCUAAUUGUUACAAGUACAAUCCUCCGGACCAUGAGGUUGUGGCGAUGGCCAGGAAACUACAGGAUGUGUUCGAGAUGAGAUUUGCAAAAAUGCCCGACGAGCCUUUGGAGGCUCCGCCUCCCCCGCCGCCCGCGGCCCCCGUUGUCAGCAAAAGCACGGAGAGCAGCCACAGCAGCGAGGAGAGCUCAUCCGACUCGGACAGCUCAGAUUCGGAAGAAGAGCGCGCAACCCGGCUGGCUGAACUCCAGGAACAGCUGAAGGCAGUACAUGAGCAGCUGGCCGCUCUGUCGCAGGCGCCGGUGAACAAACCAAAGAAAAAAAAAGAGAAGAAGGAAAAGGAGAAGAAGAAGAAAGACAAGGAGAGAGAGAAAGAAAAGGAGAAGCACAAGGUGAAGGUAGAAGAAGAGAAAAAGGCGAAGGCGAUCCAGCCAGCCAAACCGGCCCCUCAGAAAAAAGCCCCAGCCAAGAAGGCCAACAGCACCACUCCGGCGAGCAGGUGGGCUCCAAGGGGGGGGAAGCAAGCGUCAGCCACUUACGACUCUGAGGAGGAGGAGGAGGGUUUGCCGAUGACUUACGACGAGAAGCGACAGCUGAGCCUGGACAUCAACCGGCUGCCGGGGGAGAAACUGGGCCGGGUGGUGCAUAUCAUCCAGUCCCGGGAGCCCUCCCUCAGAGACUCCAACCCGGACGAGAUAGAAAUUGAUUUUGAAACUCUGAAACCCACCACUUUGCGAGAACUGGAGAGAUACGUCAAGUCAUGUUUACAGAAAAAACAAAGAAAACCGUUUUCUGCAACUGGGAAAAAGCAAGCAGCAAAGUCUAAAGAAGAGUUAGCUCAGGAAAAGAAGAAAGAGUUAGAAAAGAGGCUUCAGGAUGUCAGUGGGCAGCUAAAUAACAACAAGAAACCUGCUAAAAAAGAAAAAUCCGGUUCCACCCCUUCUGGAGGUCCAACCCGUCUCAGCAGCAGCAGUUCAUCGGAAUCCGGAAGCAGCAGUUCCAGCGGAUCCAGUUCCGACAGCAGUGACUCGGAAUAAAUUCUGGACACUUAAAACCUACGAGAAAAGGACAUCACACAAUACUCUGCAGUGUUCCCUUCUAUGGUUAAUAUACUCCUUUUUGUUCCAUGAUGUGCAAGGUUUUUUUGGGGGGGAAUUGUGUUAUCAAAAGUUAUCUUCCAUUUUUUGUUUCCAUAGGUCAAAGAUCUAUAUUUUUUUUUGUGUGGGUGUCUAAGUGGACUUUAUGAGAAGGUGAUUCUGCAUACAGUCCUCUAAACUUAACCGAAAUGGACUUAGUUGGAGAUAACGAGACUCUCAGAAGUUAAUGAGCUAUCCAUAGAAAAAUCUGCAAGGUGUGGUCUAAGCGUUGCUGCAAAAUCCCUUUUCUUAUUCCCAAUCCAGUCUGCCACUCCAGAUGGCAAUUUUUAAGGAAAUUUCCGUAAAAUGGUACUGUAUCAGAACGAUGUUAGCUUUGGAAAUAGUUGUUGUAUUUGUCAUUAGCACUAGUAUUCUUAAUUGCAAGUCUACGGUGUGAUGAAAAUAUCCGAUGCUAUCAUCUCUGUCCACAAAAUCUCUCACGUGGCGGAUUAUUCCGAUGGACCUGCUCGAGGGAGCCAGAGCUGGGAUUAUGUGAAAAAGGGAUUCUUGCAGCUCCGAGAGGGGGAGAAUCGAUCCAAGGGGGAGGUUGAAUUUUCCGAUCAUUGUUGACAUCGUGAGCUCCGGGGAGGGGAACACCACUGCUGUGUCGUGCAGAGUGCAGGUUUCCAAACACUGAAACUUUUACCUCAACACACAAGAAAAAGAAAAAAAAGAAAAAAAAAGAUGAUAAAAAGGUUUUUUUUGUAAGGCUCAGCAAUUUUCUACGACAGUCCAGCCUAAUGCAUAACCUGCACUGCUGCAGCGCGCUCCAUAAACGUUCUCCCGGACUUCAUGUAUAUAUAAAUACUUUAUUUAUUAACAUCAUUGGUCAUUUUUUUAAAAAAAACAACAACAAAGAAACUGCAUAAAAAGAAAAGCAGAAAUGCAGACAUUUUUAAAUGGUUUAACAAAUAGAAGAAUUUGAGACCCUAUUUAAAUAUGUUGGACUUUUUACCUACAGGUGCUUCAGUUCUCUGUAACCUGUGCUGGUGCUUAAUCAUGUUUGGUACUCAUUUAUGGGUUCUUUUUUUGUACAGAGUUUGGAGACUUACAGGUAUAGAUGACUUUCAGCUGCAGCACAUAUCGUUUCUUGUUUUUGUUUUUUGUUUAUUUUUUUUUUUUUGGUUUGUUUUUUGUAUUUGCCACAGGUCGCUUUAGGAAAGUUUUAAAUCAAUUUAGGGAACCCCAGUUAUAUAAUAUAAACUUUGUAAUCUGAGGAAAAAAAAUGUAUAGUAAAAUUGAAGCCUUGAUUUUUAACUUUUUAUUGUAAAAAAAAUAAUAUACAGAGUUUAACAGAAGGUUAUGUUUUGUUUAGUGUUUCCAGGGGCUGCCAACCAGCCUUUAGCCUAGGGAUGCCCGUACUUUGCCAGGCUGGAGGUCGGGACAUUGACAGUUGGCCAGGAGCUCUCGGGUCAUGCCUACCAGUUAUAAAGUGGAAGUCCAUGGUCACCUUGACCUUCGGGUUGACCGUGCGGCUCGAGGGGCUGUGGGGCAGCCUUCUCCGGUGAAGCCCACCUUCCUGGAACUCAGACCCUCCAAGGGGGUUCCCUCCAAGUUGAUUAAAGAUAAGAGUCUCUGCGGGCCCCAUCGUACCCUCUGAAGGACGCACUUUGACCCCCCGCUGCGACAUUUUGCCCAUGAGCCCUGAGGUUGGUAUAGCAGAGCCUAAUUUUCCCACCGCCCUCUUGUGAUUCCAGCCAACGAAGUGGGUGUCGGGAAGGGACCGAUGUUCGGAUAGUUUGACAGGUGGACUAUACUUGUCUUGAUCUGUGAGUGACAUUUGCCAACAUUUCAAGAUAAUUCGUGAGAGGUCCUUUUCGCUACUCGUGGCAAACAGAAGUGGAUUGCAAAGGGAAAAAAAAUAUAUCAUCUGAUAGGGCUCCACCACAGCCUCCUUAAAGAUUCUAUCACAGUACGAUAAGGAAAUGGAAAAGCACUGUCAGUUUCUAACGCUUGGUAACUUUUAACUUUUUUUUUUAAAAAAAGGGAGUCUUGAGCCUGAAACUUUAAUUCUUUUCUGUUUUUAAUAAAACAUUUAAAUGGAUUUUUGUUUCACACUUGAAAAAUGUUGCCCUUCGUAUUUGUUUUAAAAAGUAUUUUCUAAAGAGAUCUUUAAUAAUAUAUAUAUAACCUACUACUUUGAGAAACUUUAUACAACCGAUUAGACAAGUCUUAAAGUGUCCGGUUUCUAGUAUGACAUUUUAGUGCACAUUGGAUUACAUAUUUUGGUAUUAAAUAGGUAGUAAUAAAUUAACACCCAUGGGUGAAGAUGUCCAGAAAAUGUCAAGGGAGCAGUGAUGGCAUUGCUUCUCAUUGUUUCAGUUGCUCAGACAGAAUAAAAAAGUUUCACUUAUGUGAAAAGGUAGGAGAGAUCUCUGGCCAAAAGGAAAUUUCAAAACAGAGAACUAGAUCUAAUGUACCCUGUAAACCAGCAGGAGAGAAAAAUUGGAACAAUUCAUUUCCUUUUUCACGGGGUGACUUUAUUAUAAACCAAUCACGUUCGCUUGUGAAAUCUAGAAGGAAUUUGUCGAGUUUGUGUCACCCACCUGAUGGCUGUAGGUACGACAGAGCAACUGUGGACUCCGUGGUGCUGGAAUCUUUCAGCUUCCCCUCACCGGUGGGUAUGAACUGCAAAACUGAUUUCCAUUCAGAAUGGUGAAAAAUUGCUCAGCCAACCUGCUAUCGAAAGGACCAGAUUGUGGGUCACUUGCCAUUUCCUCUGUGGUAGGAAGACCGCAGUUAUCUAAUUGAAUGACUUUAAUCUGGAAGAUCUUAGACCAGUUCUUAAUUUUCACUGUGGGGAGGGGAACGCUAAAUCCAUCAAGCUAGGAUGGAGCCCGGAGGGCACUGUGGAAAAGUCUUUUAGUAAGGGGUAGAAAAUGCAUUUGAAAAAUACAUUUUUACACUACAGUUACAUCAAAUGUGAGAGAGGGGCUAUGGGGCAAGCCUUGUGUAGUGAUUAAAAUUAACAUGGAGAAAGUUCCUCACACUGGUAACAUUAUCUCGCUUGUAAACUGUAAGAUCCAUCUUUACAGCAUUUACGUCUCUUACAAUCAUUUAAAAACAAAUCUCAAAAGCCACCAUAAAGGAUCGGAAACCUACAGUUUAGCGCUAUUCCCGAAUACUGGCAUAACACUUCCAGAAAGUUUUCUUUUUUAUAUUUAAAAUGUUACUUUUCUGUAUGAUGUGCAUGCAAGUUUACCGUAACUCUUUUCUUAAACUUUUUAGUGCCGUUUCUAGUAUAUUCCUGUAAAUGUCAGUUACUGAAAAUGAGUCAUUGUAAGUAGUUUUAGCUUGUUUAUUGCAAUGCUGGCCUCAACACAACAGAAUAAAAAGGUAGAAAGUACUCUUUGAUGUUACUGGUAAUCAUGGACCCUUCUCCUGGGGUAUUUGUUUUGUUUUCAUAAUAAACAGCAACAAAAAUGA